CUUAUGGCAAAGUAUUUUUGGUGCGGAAAGUUGGAGGUCAUGACUCAGGCAAACUGUUUGCUAUGAAGGUGUUAAAGAAGGCCAGUAUUGUACAGAAAGCCAAGACCACAGAACAUACAGUUACAGAAAGACAAGUACUAGAGGCAGUACGCAGAUGUCCAUUUCUUGUAACAUUGCACUAUGCUUUCCAGACAGAUGCAAAGUUGCAUCUUAUAUUAGAUUAUGUAAGCGGAGGGGAAUUAUUUACUCAUCUUUAUUUGAGAGAACAAUUUACAGAAUCUGAAGUUCGUGUCUACGUUGGUGAAAUAGUGCUGGCUUUGGAACAUUUGCAUAAGUUGGAUAUCAUUUACCGAGAUAUUAAAUUAGAGAAUAUAUUACUAGAUAUAGAUGGCCAUAUAGUAUUAACAGAUUUUGGUUUGAGUAAAGAAUUUCUACCUGAUGCCAAGAAUCGAGCCUAUUCUUUUUGUGGUACAAUAGAGUACAUGGCACCAGAAGUAGUCAGAGGUGGAAGUGAUGGUCAUGAUAAAGCUGUUGACUGGUGGUCACUCGGUGUACUAACAUAUGAAUUACUGACAGGAGCAUCUCCCUUUACAGUAGAAGGAGAAAGAAACUCACAAACUGAAAUAUCAAAGAGAAUUUUAAAGAAUAAUCCACCAAUGCUGUCAAUGUUCUCUCCUGAAGUCAAAGAUUUUAUUUUGAAACUUCUCCAGAAAGAUCCAAGGAAGCGUUUGGGAUCUGGAACUAGUGGUGCUGCAGAAAUCAAGAGACACCCAUUUUUCAAGGGUCUUAAUUGGGAAAAGUUGGCAGAGAAAAAAGUCCCUGCUCCAUUUCGCCCAAGAAUUAAUGAUGAAAUGGAUGUUAGCAAUUUUGCUGAAGAAUUUACAACAAUGAUACCAGCUGAUUCCCCUGCUGCAAUACCCAAGACAGCAGAUGGCAAAUUGUUCAAGGGAUAUUCUUUUGUAGCUCCUUCAGUUUUAUUUAGUGAUAAUGCAAUAACAUUUGAUCCAUUACAAGCCCCUCAAGACACUGGAAAACCUACUCAUCUAAUGGUAUCCAGAGCAGCUUUUAUCAAGGAUUCACUUUUUAAUAAGCAAUAUAAAUUGAAUUUGAAAUCUGAAAUGCUUGGAGAUGGUAGUUAU
Messenger RNA from Saccoglossus kowalevskii, 1139 nucleotides. Its product is annotated as ribosomal protein S6 kinase alpha-5-like. Lineage: Eukaryota; Metazoa; Hemichordata; Enteropneusta; Harrimaniidae. Gene Ontology annotation, molecular function: protein serine/threonine kinase activity; ATP binding. The record is from RefSeq and is a predicted model, not a curated record. Gene Ontology annotation, biological process: protein phosphorylation.